UAUUGUUUAUCAAGCAAGACAUGGGCAGAGAGGUUUGGUGGCAGCUUUAGUCAGAAUAUGCAAGCUUGUUCCGCAGCUCUAGACGGUUGUCAAAUUUUAAUUCUCUCUGAUAGACAAGUUGACAGAGAUUACGUUCCAAUUAGGUAAUUUGUGUUUUUUAAAAAAAGCAAAAUUUGUACAGGGCGCUUCUUGCUCUUGGUGCAAUAAAUUAUUAUAUAUAUCAGUCUGGUGAAGUAAAGCAGGUUUACGAUUUUUGUGUUCUUCUUGGAUUUGGUGCUGAUGCAAUUUGUCCUUAUAUGGUAUAUGAGACUUGUUAUAGACUUAGAACAAUGGGACUUUUGGAUAAAAAUCUGACAGACGAUGCUGUUGUACAAGGGUAUGAAGCAGGAAUUGAACGAGGCAUUUAUAAAGUGAUGGCAAAAAUGGGAAUUAGUACUUUACACUCUUACAAGGGUGCACAAAUUUUUGAAAUUGUUGGGCUGGGUCGUGAAGUUGUUGACAAAUGCUUUACUAAUUCUUUGUUUCGGCUUGGCGUUGCUGACUUUGAAACUUUGGUAUUGGAGGCAAUUCGAAGACAUCGGAUCGCCUAUCCAAAUGUACCAAAUAGGGAUUUAUACCUUUAUGAUGAUAGAAAAGUUUUCCUAAGUCCUGAAAUUUAUCAUUGGCGCGAUGGUGGAGAAAAACAUGUCAAUGAGGUUAACAUAGCAAAACUUCAGGUUAUAAAUUCUAAAGAAAUCUUAAAUUUUACUUUUAAAGGCUGCUGCUCGUUUAAAUGA
This is a messenger RNA of Meloidogyne enterolobii, 776 nucleotides long. Lineage: Eukaryota; Metazoa; Nematoda; Chromadorea; Rhabditida; Meloidogynidae. The record is from the annotation of a GenBank genome assembly.